Messenger RNA from Opisthocomus hoazin, 597 nucleotides. NCBI's taxonomy places the organism in Eukaryota, Metazoa, Chordata, Aves, Opisthocomiformes, Opisthocomidae. The record is from RefSeq and is a predicted model, not a curated record.
AUGAACCGCUUCUCUGCUGGUCAGUCAUGCAAUAAUGAUGCAACUGCUUUACGUACACCCCAGGAAACUGUCAAGAAGUCUUUAUUCUGUAUAGCUCCCCUCGUACAAAGAUUUUUCAGUACCAAACGUGCAGGUCUCGCCUGCGCCGCGGCCGGCCCCAGGGAGCGGGCUUGCCGAGUCGUCAUUGCCGCGUCCUCGACGCGAUUUCUGCGGUCCCGACAACAGCGGGUUCUUCGUGUGCCCCUUACAUCCGCGGCUGGUCUGGGUCGCCGAUUUUUGGAGCCAGGCAGUUCCAAGUCUGCGUCUUUGCACUGGACAAGUGAGCGAGCUGUCAGUGUCCUCUUGCUAGGUCUCCUUCCUGCAGCCUACCUGUAUCCUGGACCAGCCAUGGACUAUUCGCUGGCAGCAGCCCUCACUCUCCAUGGCCACUGGGGUCUUGGACAGGUUAUAACUGACUACGUCCAUGGAGAUACACCCAUUAAACUGGCCAAUACAGGUCUGUAUGUACUGUCGGCUGUUACCUUUGCUGGCCUCUGCUACUUUAACUAUUAUGAUGUUGGUAUCUGCAAGGCCGUUGCCAUGCUGUGGAGCCUCUAA